GAUGUAAAUAAACAGUAUAAACUCCGGUCGACUCCCCCCGUCAGUUUUUGAAGAAAUUAUGAAUUUUGAUUGUUGACAGAAGUUACAAUGUUUAUUUAUUUAGUAUUGAUAACCAUUUUUACAAAUAUAGACUGUAAAAAUGUAUUGGUUUUGAUAGCUGAUGAUGCAGGAUUUGAGACCAAAGUAUACAACAACACUGUCUGCAAGACUCCAAACUUGAACAAGCUAGCAGAAAAGAGUGUCAUUUUCAGAAAUGCAUUCACUUCAGUCAGUAGCUGCUCACCAAGCAGAUCAGUGAUUAUGUCUGGUUUACCUCAACAUCAGAAUGGCAUGUAUGGCUUACAUCAGGGCUAUCACCACUUUAUGAGUUUUGAUGAAGUUCAAAGUCUUCCACUUAUACUGAAGAAUAAUAAUAUACACACAGGCAUUGUUGGUAAGAAACAUGUGGGACCAAGCUAUGUGUAUCCAUUUGAUUUUGCCGAGACAGAAGAAAACCAUUCUAUUCUACAAGUAGGAAGAAAUAUUACCUACAUGAAACAUAUGGUCAGAAAAUUCUUUCAUCAUCAUAACGAUUCAAGACCAUUUUUCCUGUAUAUCGGUUUCCAUGACCCUCAUAGAUGUGGCCAUACUAACCCACAGUAUGGAGCAUUCUGUGAGAAAUUUGGGAAUGGAGAACCAGGGAUGGGAACCAUUCCAGACUGGAAACCAGUAAAAUAUGACUCAGACGAGGUGGAGGUACCAUACUUUGUUCAAGAUACACCGGCAGCCAGACAAGAUCUUGCUAAACAAUAUACCACAAUCAGCAGACUGGAUCAAGGAAUAGGUUUGAUCCUUGAGGAAUUAAAGAAUGCAGGACAUGAUAAAGACACCUUGAUACUCUACUCUUCUGAUAAUGGUAUACCUUUUAUAAACGGACGGACCAAUCUGUAUGACUCGGGAAUGGGAGAACCUUUCCUAGUGUCCUCACCUUAUCAAACCAAGAGAAAUGGACAGGUGAGUGAUAUUCUAGUGAGCCAUGUUGACAUUGUUCCAACAAUUCUAGACUGGUUUAAUAUACCUUACCCAAGUUACAAGCUGAACAAAAAAAUAGUGAAACCAACUGGAAAAUCACUACUACCAGUCUUAAAUUCAGAGCCCCAUUCUGGAUACGAGACUGUGUUUGCAAGUCAUAAUCUUCAUGAGGUUACAAUGUACUAUCCAAUGAGAGUUAUAAGAAAUCAACAAUUCAAGCUUAUUCAAAACAUCAACUAUAAAAUGCCAUUUGGAAUUGAUCAAGAUUUCUUUAUUUCUGACUCGUUUCAAGAUCUGUUAAACAGAACUAGAUCUGGUAUUCCUACACAUUGGUUCAAAACCUUGAAGGAAUAUUACUACCGACAAUAUUGGGAAUUGUAUGAUAUCAAAAGUGAUCCAAAAGAGACUAAAAACUUAAUGAACCAUUUGGAUUCAGGAUAUAAAAAUGUUUUCCUGAGUUUGAAGACGAAGCUACUGCAGUGGCAGAAUGUGACCUCUGACCCAUGGAUCUGUGCACCAUGGGGAGUAUUGGAGGAUGCUGGAAGCUAUAAGAAAAAUCCACAGUGUUUUACAGCUGAUAAUUACUUGAAUCUCCAUGAAGAAUUGUAAAUUCUAAAUCUGACAUGACAAUUCUAAUUAUUAAAGGUGCUGUUGUUGUUUAGUUAAAAUUGUGAAAGACGCUUUUGUUAACUAUAAAAACUCCUCAACCUUUGCUGAAGUUGUUGGGGAAUAAAUACAAGCUCCAUUUAAGAAGCUUUGAAAUAUUGGGAGCAGGUCUCCUCAUGACCUUUUUUCUUCUUUAACUUAAUUAAAAUGCAUUAGAAAUUAAUGUAUAAAUAUCCCAUUUUGUCUACAAUUCUGAAAGCAAUGUGUUCAUUUUCAGUUCUUAAUAUAUUUACAUAUUUUUUUCUAAACAAAGGAUCUGAAAAGAAAUGUAUAGGUAAAGGUUUGAUUUUUAAUAAAACUUUUUUUUGAACUGAUAUUUCAAAGUAAUUCAAAUAAGGUAAGUUCAUUUUCACAUAUUAUACAUACAAUGUCAUAACAAUAUUUGUAUAUUUAUUGUCUAUCAUUAUUAAAUGCUAUCUGAUAACCUGUACUUUUAUAUUUUCUAUAUUUGUAAUAAAAUUGCACAAAAUUCAA
Messenger RNA from Ruditapes philippinarum (Manila clam), 2151 nucleotides. Its product is annotated as N-sulphoglucosamine sulphohydrolase-like. Bases 88 to 1620 code for a protein of 510 amino acids. The transcript is spliced from 7 exons. The record is from RefSeq and is a predicted model, not a curated record. NCBI's taxonomy places the organism in Eukaryota, Metazoa, Mollusca, Bivalvia, Venerida, Veneridae. Gene Ontology annotation, biological process: heparan sulfate proteoglycan catabolic process; glycosaminoglycan catabolic process. Gene Ontology annotation, molecular function: N-sulfoglucosamine sulfohydrolase activity.